Galeopterus variegatus (Sunda flying lemur) is the source of this 3100-nucleotide messenger RNA. It is a transcript of the gene CSRNP1, whose product is annotated as cysteine-serine-rich nuclear protein 1. The transcript is spliced from 4 exons. NCBI's taxonomy places the organism in Eukaryota, Metazoa, Chordata, Mammalia, Dermoptera, Cynocephalidae. Gene Ontology annotation, cellular component: nucleus. The record is from RefSeq and is a predicted model, not a curated record. The coding region runs from base 61 to 1926 and encodes 621 amino acids. Gene Ontology annotation, biological process: regulation of transcription by RNA polymerase II. Gene Ontology annotation, molecular function: DNA-binding transcription factor activity, RNA polymerase II-specific; sequence-specific DNA binding.
CCCCUGCACGUAGAGCUCUGCAGGCUGGGGCUGGGACCUCGUGCUGGGUAAGCAGGAGGGAUGGCAGUCAUGGCUAAGCCCACCUCCUGCCCUCUGUCAACACCUGCUGCUGCAACCUUCUCAUUUCCAUUCCAGGUUCUCUGUCCUGAGACCCCAGAGCACCCCUGCACCACCAUGACUGGGCUGCUGAAGAGGAAAUUUGACCAGCUGGACGAGGACGACUUCUCAUUCUGCUCCUCCUCCAGCUGCCACUCUCCCUCCUGCUCCCGGAGCUCCUCGGUGUCCCCUGCCUGGGACUCAGAAGAGGAGGGCCCCUGGGAUCAGACGCCCCUACCUGACCGUGAUGUCUGUGGCCCCCAAAGUUUCACCCCCCCAUCCAUCCUGAAGCGGGCUCCUCGGAAGCGCCCACGCCACGUAGUCUUUGAUGGCAUCACCGUCUUCUACUUUCCUCGGUGCCAGGGCUUCACCAGCGUGCCCAGCCGUGGUGGCUGUACUCUGGGCAUGGCCCCUCGACACAGCGCCUGCCGCCACUUCUCCUUGGCCGAGUUUACACAGGAGCAAGCCCGGGCACGAUGUGAGAAGCUCCGCCAGCACUUGAAAGAGGAAAAGCUGGAGACACUACGACGGACGCUUUCAGUAACUGGGGUACCCAAGGAAGAAGCAGACCAACCGCUUACAUUGGAUGCCAUUGACGAUGCCUCUGUGGAGGAGGACUUGGCAGUGGCCAUGGCAAGUGGCCGGUUGGAAGAAGUGAACUUCCUACAGCCCUACCCAGCCCGGCGACGGCGGGCUCUGCUGCGGGCUGCCGGCGUGCGAAGGAUCGAUCGUGAGGAGAAGCAGGAGCUGCAGGCACUGCGCCAAUCCCGGGAGGACUGUGGCUGUCGCUGCGAUAGGGUCUGUGACCCCGAGACCUGCAGCUGCAGCCUGGCAGGCAUCAAGUGCCAGAUGGACCACACAGCAUUCCCCUGUGGCUGCUGCAGGGAGGGCUGUGAGAACCCCAAGGGCCGUGUGGAAUUUAAUCAGGCGCGAGUUCAGACCCAUUUCAUCCACACGCUCACCCGCCUGCAGCUGGAGCAGGGGGCUGAGAGCCUUGGGGAGCUGGAGACCCCUGUGCAGGGCAGCCCACCCAGCCCUGGCGAGCAAGCCCUGGUCCCCACUUUCCCACUGGCCAAGCCCCCCAUGACCAGCGAACUGGGAGACAACAGCUGCAGCAGUGACAUGACCGAUUCCUCCACAGCGUCUUCCUCAGCAUCGGGCACUAGCGAGGCCCCCAACCACUCCAGCCACCCAGGCCUGCCUGGUUCUGGCUUCCAGCCUGGAGUGAAUGAUGACAGCCUGGUGCGAAUCCUGAGUUUCAGUGACUCUGACCUUGGUGGGGAGGAGGAAGAAGGGGGUGUGAGGAACCUGGACAACCUCAGCUGCUUCCACCCAGCUGACAUCUUUGGUACUGGUGACCCCAGUGGCCUGGCCAGCUGGACCCACAGCUGUUCUGGCUCUAGCCUCAUAUCAUGCAUCCUGGAUGAAAAUGCCAACCUAGAUGCCAGCUGCUUCCUUAGUGGUGGCCUUGAAGGGUUGAGAGAAGGCAGCCUCCCCGGCACCUCAGUGCCGCCCAGCGUGGACGCUGGUCAGUGCAGCUCAGUGGACCUCAGUUUGUCUUCCUGCGACUCCUUUGAGCUACUCCAGUCUCUGCCAGAUUAUAGUCUGGGGCCUCACUACACCUCCCAGAAGGUGUCUGACAGCCUGGAUGGCCUCGAGGCACCCCACUUCCCCUUGCCUGGCCUCUCUCCACCUGGGGACACCAGCACUUGCUUCUUGGAGACCCUCAUGGGCUUGUCUGAGCCAGCUGCUGAAGCCCUAGCUCCCUUCAUUGACAGCCAGUUUGAAGACAGUGCCCCACUGUCUCUGAUGGAGCCUAUGCCAGUGUGAAGACUAGGAUGCCUUUUCCCAGCCUUGGGAGGCCUGUUGCUGCUUUUCUGUAAUUUGGGGGCUCCCCAAUAUCUGUAUGUAAUAGUCUCCCAUUGGCUGGCUCACCCACAGGUGCCGUGUGGGCAUUCCUGGUUUUCAUGCAAUACUCUGGAUUUAUUUAUUUAUUUUUAAAACUUUUUUGUGAAGAGAGGGUGGGGGGUGGGAGAGAGCUUCCCCUUUCAGCUGCCUGCCCUGCGACACCCACACAAUGCUCUUCCACCUCCAGUGUGUGCCAGGAGGAGGAGAUGAUGUGGCUGCCCUGGAGCUUGGCAGAAACCUUUUCGGUCUUCAUAUGAUGUUUCUUAGCCCAAAAGCAGCGAGAGGGCUGAAAUCAGUCACUUCUUAGGGCUUCUGCUACUCUGAGCUCUAGACCCUUGGGUGGUAAAUCCUUUGGACUGUGAAAACUAAUUUAUUUCCAUAAUUUAUUUGGAGACUGAGAGGCUUUGGCUUCUCCUCUUUGGCUGGCGAGCAGUGCUGGGGCAGGGUGGGCACAGACCAUUUUGAGUCCUUUUUGCCUUGUCAUCCUACACCCUGCCCUUCCUGGGCUUUGGUGUAGACCAGGUGUGGAUUCAAGCCCUGUGAUCUGUGUCAGCUGCCUAACUCCUGGAUGGCUGAGCAGGCAGGGGCUGGGCAGGGGGAGGGGCUGGGCUGACCAGCUGUGACCAAAACUCCCUUCUGCUCCACCUGGCACCCUCUGUUUCCUGCCCUCUGCCCCAUCUUCCCCCUCCCCAAAGGCCACAGUUUUUAUUCCAGACCCAUCUCUGUAGAAUGGAGAAGCAGGAGGCCCAGAAAGGCAAGGGGCUUGCCUCGGGCAGGAAGCAUGCCCCAGACUACUAUCUCAGGGCUUUCUGGGCACUGCACUCCAGCCUGGCCCACCUGCCUGUAUCCUGAGGCCAGUUGAUGAGAGGUGGCUCCUUAGGGCUUUUAUGCCCUUCAUUUGCUGAUGUUGAAUUUUGCAUCGUAAUUUCUAUAUUGUCCUUGAGUGUCAGAACUAAUUUAUUCAUUUUUCUGUCUGUGCCAAGAAACCCAGGCUCUGGGCCUGUCCCCUUGCCUAGGAGGCCUAGCCAGCCUGCGUGCUUAUGGGAACACCUUGUACCUGAGCUUACAGGUACCAAUAAAGAGGCUCUAUUUUUAA